This is a messenger RNA of Pseudomyrmex gracilis, 2941 nucleotides long. RefSeq names its product phenylalanine--tRNA ligase alpha subunit (gene alpha-PheRS). The transcript is spliced from 8 exons. Gene Ontology annotation, biological process: phenylalanyl-tRNA aminoacylation. NCBI's taxonomy places the organism in Eukaryota, Metazoa, Arthropoda, Insecta, Hymenoptera, Formicidae. Gene Ontology annotation, cellular component: phenylalanine-tRNA ligase complex; cytosol; cytoplasm. Bases 241 to 2331 code for a protein of 696 amino acids. The record is from RefSeq and is a predicted model, not a curated record. Gene Ontology annotation, molecular function: ATP binding; tRNA binding; phenylalanine-tRNA ligase activity.
UUUGAUGUGACACGAAGCUUCAAACCGAAUGAACUCGCUGCUGUUGCGCGCAUCCCUUCCACCGCUUCAGCGUGUUGUAAGAGAACGAAAACUGUGUCUCUCUCUGAUGUUCAAGGUUACAUAGGUGUGAUGUGAGGUGAGGUAGGCCUAACUUUGUACCACGUGGGACCGUUUGCCGGUUUUGCAGUAAAUUGGAGGAACACGCGUACCAUUUUUUGAGAGAUUACAAAUUGGCAAAAAAUGUCAAAACAGCUAACGGACCGAAUUUUAGAAUAUUUGGCCAAUCACGGCGAAACGAAUUCGUUGGAUUUGGCGGACGAAUUUCAGGACGAUCAUCAAAAGGUCAUAGGUGCUAUCAAAAGUCUGGAAACAAUAGAUGAUUUGAUCACGGUAAAACCGAUCUCUAAAAAGGAGUGGGAAACUACUGCUGAGGGACAACAUAUAAUAGAACACGGCAGCCACGAAGCGGUUGUUUAUAAUAUCAUUCCUGACGAAGGAAUGUCUCAGGCAGAUCUCAUGAAAUCCAGUCCUUAUGCUAAAGUAGGUUUUUCCAAGGCACUGGCCGCGGGAUGGAUCGAAAUUGACAAGAGCAAAGGUGCUCCCAUUGUGAGAAAGAAAGUACCGUCCAUUGUAGAUGUUAUACAAACGCAUUUGAAAGAUCUGACGCAAAUUCCGGACAAUGUUAAAGCAGAAUAUAAAAAGAGGAAGCUUCUGCAGGAAGUGAUAAUUAAAAUAAUGCAUUUGGAGAAGGGACCUAAUUUUUCUACCAAAUUAGAAAAGUUAGAAGCUGACUUGACAUCAGAUUUACUGACAAAUAAUGCUUGGAAGAGUAAGAAGUUCAAACCAUAUAAUUUUGAUGCUCUGGGAGCAUCGCUGCAGAUAGGACAUUUACAUACAUUGUUGAAAGUUCGUCAUGAAUUCAGAAAAAUCUUCUUAGAAAUGGGAUUCACGGAAAUGCCGACGAACAAUUAUGUAGAAAGUUCCUUUUGGAAUUUCGACGCUCUCUUCCAACCGCAGCAGCAUCCAGCGCGCGAUGCUCAUGACACCUUCUUUAUCUCUGAACCAAGCAAUAGUACGAAAUUCCCCAUGGAAUAUCUCGAAAAGGUGAAAGAUGUUCACAGCAAAGGAGGUUAUGGCUCUCUAGGCUACAGGUACGAUUGGAAGUUGCAGGAGGCGCAAAAAAAUUUGUUGCGCACUCACACGACAGCUUCCAGCGCACGGAUGCUGUACGCGCUUAUGCAGGAGGGAGAGUUUAGGCCAGUAAAAUAUUUCAGUAUUGACAGAGUAUUUCGCAACGAGACCUUAGACGCGACGCAUCUCGCCGAAUUUCAUCAAGUCGAGGGUGUUAUUGCCGAUUAUGGGCUUACGCUGGGCGAUCUUAUAGGCACUUUAUACGAAUUUUUCAAGAAGCUCGGCAUCACUCGGCUUAAGUUCAAACCCGCAUACAAUCCAUACACCGAGCCGAGUAUGGAAAUAUUCUGCUAUCAUAACGGCUUGGAAAAAUGGAUUGAAAUCGGCAACAGUGGUAUGUUCAGACCGGAAAUGAUACUACCAAUGAAUCUACCUCCUGAUGUGCGUGUUAUCGCAUGGGGCUUGUCCUUAGAAAGACCGACAAUGAUCAAAUAUGGUUUGAACAAUAUACGCGAUCUUGUUGGAUCGAAGGUGGACUUGGAGAUGAUUCAUAGGAAUCCAAUAUGUCGAUUAGACAAAAUUAGUCGACGAAUGAACCAGUGGAAAACGCAAGAAGAAGAAAAGUCGAUUGUCAAAACUCGGCAAACGGCCGAGCAAUCUCCGGAGUCAAAAUUGUCCAAGCAAACUCCCGUGAUCUUUUGUGAUCCAAAUUAUCCGAUUUAUUUCAUUGAAUCUUUCUUUCGUUUCACAAAAUCGCAUCUUAAUGUUUCUGUUUCGACACACGUACAUUCUACAGUAACGAACCUUCCUAAUGAGCUUUCUGAGUUUUGUUCGGAUUUCCUCAACGUAAAUGCAAAUCCAGACAUAUCGUUAACUUUAAUUUGGAAAUCCGUUGGCAUCGAUCCUAUCAUGAUACUGCAAGGGAUGCACGAAAUUCACGGAGUGGUCAACAUAGCGCGGUAUUUCAAUCGGUUAAUCGAAUUAAUUAACAAAGACGUAUUGAAAUACGAGCAAGUCGAUCCACUCUACGCUAACAAAAUAGACGCUUGUUUAGAUCAAAUUCAUUGCGCUUUGCACGCUGUGAGUAAUAACGCGUCGUUGAACAUUUGCAAGAAAUCUCAUUACGUGAUGGGCGAUGACAUUUCUAUAGUCGAUCUCAUAAUCGAGUCAAUCGACAAAUAUAAACGAAAAAAAAUGUAAUUUAUUUAAUUUAUGUUAAAAAUUUUAUUUAUUUUGUAAGCGUAACAAUAAAUUUUGCGCGUAUAACUGUCUUGUUCCUUUACCAAUGUACGAGAAUGUAAAACUAUGAAUUUAUAUAUGUGUGUACAUAUAUAAAUAUAAUAAAUUAUUACAUUUUUUUUUUAUUCGUUUAGCAUUUUUUUUCUUUUAAUGAGAAUUAUAUGUAUGUAUGCGUAGGAAAUUUUUACUGAAUACCUCUCUGUGUCUUUUAUGACUUUUAUAUAUAAUUUUAUUGAUGGUACUGCGCGGAAUACAGUAUAAAAGUCUAUUACAGCGUGAUUGAUAGUGACAUAAUAAGUAAAACCCGAAAGAUAUCAAAUACACGCUGCACAAAUAUCGAGAUGUGCAAAACAGCCUCAAACAGUGGUGGCCUUUUGACAACGCUUUAAUCAAAUAUCAACAAAUUUUUUUCGAAUGCGAAAUAUACGAAAUUCACAAAUCACACAGUCUAAGAUUUAUCAAAUAUAUAUAAUAGGUAUAUCAAAAAUAUGAGGCUCGCAAAUCAAAUUUUCCUGGAGAAAUGAUACUUAAAACUUGGUCACGGUGUAGAUAAAAAAAAAAAAAAAAAAAA